Messenger RNA from Phaeoacremonium minimum UCRPA7, 693 nucleotides. RefSeq names its product putative short-chain dehydrogenases protein. NCBI's taxonomy places the organism in Eukaryota, Fungi, Ascomycota, Sordariomycetes, Togniniales, Togniniaceae. The coding region runs from base 1 to 693 and encodes 230 amino acids. The record is from RefSeq and is a predicted model, not a curated record. The transcript is spliced from 2 exons.
AUGUCUUCUAAAGUCGCUCUAAUUCUUGGCUCCGGACCUCGAGUGGGUGCGGCAGUGGCUGCAAGUCUCUCCAAGGCUGGCUUUUCGGUAGCUGUGGUUAGCCGCAAGGCAACGGAAGGCACCACCCCCGAAGGAUACACAUCUAUUCAGGGCGACCUGUCGGACCCGGCCUCUGUUCCUACAAUCUUCUCCAAAGUCACCUCUACGCUUGGUACUCCGAGAGUUGUGAUUUACAAUGCGGCUACCCUAACACCGCCUCCAGACCAGGACUCCGUUUUGUCUAUUCCAGCAACCAGUCUGAGUGGUGAUUUAAACACCAACACUGUGACGCCAUAUGCUGCUGCUCAAGAGGCCGUGAAAGGAUUUGCAUCAUUGCCUGCAGGGGCAAACCCCGUCUUUAUCUACACAGGCAAUGCGCUGAAUAACUUGCCCCUGCCUGUCGCACUCAUGACGACACUGGGUGUUGGCAAGUCGGCAACUGCUUAUUGGGUUGCGGUGGCUGAUCAAUUGUAUACUGGAAAGGGAUACCGCUUCUUCUAUGCCGAUCAGCGAAAGGAGGAUGGAAAUAUGGCAGGGAUGGAUCUUGAUGCGGAAGCACACGCCAAUUUCUAUACGCAGCUUGCAGAGGGGAAGACAAAGGAUGUCCCGUGGCUUGCUACAUUCACCAAGAGCAAGGGCUAUGUGAAGCUGUAA